Myotis lucifugus (little brown bat) is the source of this 3261-nucleotide messenger RNA. RefSeq names its product septin 2 (gene SEPTIN2). NCBI's taxonomy places the organism in Eukaryota, Metazoa, Chordata, Mammalia, Chiroptera, Vespertilionidae. Gene Ontology annotation, molecular function: GTP binding; GTPase activity; molecular adaptor activity. Gene Ontology annotation, biological process: regulation of exocytosis; cell division; cilium assembly. The transcript is spliced from 12 exons. The record is from RefSeq and is a predicted model, not a curated record. Gene Ontology annotation, cellular component: septin ring; synaptic vesicle; septin complex. The coding region runs from base 145 to 1230 and encodes 361 amino acids.
UGGCAAAGGGGCGGGGCGACGUGGUGACGCAAUCCGCCUGCCCGCGGGGCGGGGUGCGAGCAGACGGCGGGCGCUGGGUGGAUACGCGGCGCGGUCGGUUGGCUCUUCUUCGGCUCCUCCGCGAUUGACGGAACUUCACUGAAGAUGUCUAAGCAACAACCAACUCAGUUUAUAAAUCCAGAAACACCUGGCUAUGUUGGAUUUGCAAAUCUUCCUAACCAAGUUCACCGAAAAUCAGUGAAAAAAGGUUUUGAGUUCACACUAAUGGUGGUCGGUGAAUCGGGGCUAGGAAAAUCGACUCUUAUAAACAGCCUGUUCUUGACGGAUCUUUACCCAGAAAGAAUCAUACCUGGAGCUGCAGAGAAAAUUGAAAGAACAGUCCAAAUUGAGGCUUCUACUGUUGAGAUUGAAGAGCGAGGGGUCAAGCUGCGCCUGACGGUGGUGGACACACCCGGCUAUGGUGAUGCCAUCAACUGCAGGGAUUGCUUCAAGACCAUCAUCUCCUACAUUGACGAGCAGUUCGAGCGGUACCUACAUGAUGAGAGCGGCCUCAACCGACGGCACAUCGUGGACAACAGGGUACACUGCUGCUUCUAUUUCAUCUCGCCCUUUGGACAUGGACUUAAGCCCUUAGAUGUCGCGUUUAUGAAGGCGAUACACAACAAGGUCAAUAUUGUGCCUGUCAUUGCGAAAGCUGAUACCCUCACUCUGAAGGAACGGGAACGUUUGAAGAAAAGGAUUCUGGAUGAAAUUGAAGAACAUAACAUCAAAAUCUAUCACUUACCUGAUGCAGAAUCAGAUGAAGAUGAAGAUUUUAAAGAGCAGACCAGACUUCUCAAGGCCAGUAUCCCGUUCUCUGUGGUUGGAUCCAAUCAGCUGAUAGAAGCCAAAGGCAAGAAGGUCCGAGGCCGCCUCUAUCCGUGGGGUGUCGUGGAAGUGGAGAACCCAGAACACAACGACUUUCUGAAGCUGAGGACAAUGCUCAUCACUCACAUGCAGGACCUCCAGGAGGUGACCCAGGACCUUCACUAUGAGAACUUCCGUUCUGAGAGGCUCAAAAGGGGCGGCAGAAAGGUGGAAAAUGAGGACAUGAAUAAAGAUCAGAUCUUGCUGGAAAAGGAAGCUGAGCUCCGCCGCAUGCAGGAGAUGAUCGCCAGGAUGCAGGCACAGAUGCAGCUGCAGAUGCAGGGCGGAGACGGUGACGGCGCAGUUCACGGGCACCACGUGUGAGAAAACGUUUUGCAAGAUAAAGAAAGUAUUCCAAAUGAGAAAUACAGCUCUGUGUUUUCAAGAAAUUGUUGGAGAAGUGAGCAUUCACACUUUACAGUGCCUGUGGCCCAAGAAUUUAAUUUUUAAAAAAAUUGUUGAUGUGUUCUUUUGUAUGAAGUACUUUUAACAUUUAUAUUCAUUACUAGAGGGUAGACUUUAUAUUUUGUGAGUGAACUUUGCAUUUUCAUUUUCUUUCACCUUAACUAACCACUAAUGUUAGAUUUCAUUUCCAGGGAUCAGUCGGCAUGUAUGUUAAAAUGAUUUGACUGACUGGCCUAACCAACUAGUCAUGGAGGAGCACUCUUGAUUUGUUAUUUACCCCAAAUAUUCUGAGUGGUAGAGAUACGCAUCUAAUGACAUAGAAGGUACCCGGCCAUUUACUUACCUGGAGCACCAUGUGGAGAUUCUUCCCUGCCUUCCUUUCUGUUUGAUCACAAUACCCAAGACCAGUUUUGCUGCUACAAUACAAUACCGUUAAUUCAUCUGCACAUUCAUCUGUUUACCAAAUGAAAAAUAAUUAUGUAAUGAGAUAUAUGCUUAUACUUAAGUAGCUUUCUUUUAAAAACAGGCUUUUAGGGGUAAAUUUUAGAAAUUUCUACAUUCUUAUACUAGGUCAUUUUUUAAACCACUGGGCAGGGAGAACUUGUUACAGCCACUUUUUAUAGUGUUUUCCACUAAUACUGGUUAUACUCUGCUAUGGAAAAAGUCAGAGUAUCCAUGAGCUCCAGUUUUCAUAUUGCAACUAAGAUUCUUAACAACACAAUGAAAGUCAAUAAACUAUUUUUACUCCACUAAGUCAACUUUUUAAAGAAAAUUAGCAGUUGAUCUGUUCAGAAACUGACCUUUUGUAUUUUUAUACUGCACUUUAAUAUAUUUCUGUAACUAAAGGUGUAGAAGAUCUGCCUCAGGAGUGGAAAUGGGGUCCUUUGGUGGGUGCCAAACCUAGAUUUGGCUUUCCUUUAAUUCUUUUUUGAAUGGUUUUCUGAAGAGAGGCAAAUCGCAGUAGUUAUUAUUUUUUUUUAUGUGUGUGUGGACUGUGUUGCCUAUUUUUAGCCAUCGUCAUUUCCUUCGUUACGUGUAAUACAAAUUGCUCCAUGUAUCAUGUAAGAAUGAAAAACACUUCAAAACUACACCAUGGGCCAUUUGCAGGUACUGCCAGUCAAAGCCGCUCCUGGUGGGUUCUCUGUGCUCUGUGGCCUUGGCCCUUCCGUUCCCUCCUGGAAUGUCUUCAUCCUCCACUGUGGCACUCACGCUCUGCACUCCCAGGGUGCUGAUGCUCCAAGGCCUGCUUUUAUUCAACAUUUCUACUGAAGUUGAAAAAGAAAGUGACAGAUGAAAGGAGACCUGGAGGGAGCAGGUGCUGGUUCACUAUUUUCAUUUUGCUAUAACAGGAGGGGUUAAAAUAGAGAAAAUGCUUAAUCUGAGAAUGAAGAGGGUUUUUUGGUUUUGGUCAAAAAAUAACAUGAGGUCAAAAUAUGUUAGUUACAAAAGUGUACUACAGAAAAUAAUACGGUAUUUUUGCUAACUUGGCCCCUCACUGUUAACUAUUGUGAAUGGUCAAAACCUUUAGGUUUAGGCAUAUUUUGCAAAGUUUUCAACAAGAAAAGGUGUUCCAUAACUUGAGAGUACCAUCAAGGCCAAUUACUUGGGUUAUUUUGGUACUUAUUAACUGCUAAUAAAAGCUGUUUAAAGGGAGGCAGGGGGACAUUUGCAAGUGAUCUGUGUAAGCUUGUGUGUGUUUGAGUAAAACUAUUUGGGGCUGACUGCACCUAGUAAUGGUUAUGUGAGAUGGGUGGACCUACACCUUUAUACUUUUAAAUCUUUUUUUUCCCGUUGCUCAAACUGAAAUAGUUUUGCUACUAGAUAACUGUUCUUUUACUAAGCCAUACUCUUUACCUAUAGAAUUGUUAUUUUGAAAAAAUUUUACACAGCCAUUUUGUAUCCAUUGAAAGUAACCUUUCAUCAAUAAAGCACUAUUGUUUAGAGGUUAAA